Harmonia axyridis is the source of this 1017-nucleotide messenger RNA. Its product is annotated as piggyBac transposable element-derived protein 1-like. Bases 1 to 1017 code for a protein of 338 amino acids. The transcript is spliced from 2 exons. The record is from RefSeq and is a predicted model, not a curated record. Lineage: Eukaryota; Metazoa; Arthropoda; Insecta; Coleoptera; Coccinellidae.
AUGGCAUCCCAUUUACGGCAACACAUGCCAGCCAAACCUCAUAAGUGGGGCAUGAAAUUAUUUGUACUUUGCGACUCUUACGGAUUUUCAUAUGCCUUCGAGUUGUAUUCUGGCGCAGGUGAUAAUAAGGUCCCAAGUGGAGUACCAGAUUUGGGAGCAGCAUCCAAUGUGGUAUCAAGACUGUCACAAAUAAUACCAGAUCAUAAGCAGCAUAUACUUUAUUUCGAUAAUUAUUAUACGGCAAUACCAUUGAUGAUUUAUUUGUAUAGCAGAGGCAUAUUUUCCUUGGGAACAAUUCGAACAAAUCGAAUUGCCAAUUGCAAAUUAUCUACGGACAAGCAAGUCCAAAAAGAAAAACGCGGAUAUUCUGAAGAAUAUGUAGCUUCUUGUCAUGGUGUCGAUAUCUCCACUACUCUUUGGAAAGAUAAUAAAUGUGUGAGAUUAGCAUCAACAUAUGUGGGGAUGAAACAAUUCAUCAAAGAUAAUGAGACUGAAGUAGAACAGAAAAUCGCACGAUAUGAUAGAGUGCAAAAGAAAAGGAUAGAAGUUGAUUGUCCAACUAUCAUUCGCGAAUAUAACGCCCAUAUGGGUGGUGUAGACUUGAUGGAUGGUCUUAUAGGUCGCUACCGAAUCAAAAUGAAGACUAAUAAAUGGACUAACCGAAUAUUUUUCCACCUGAUAGAUAUGGCUAUGGUUAACGCAUACCUACUACAUAGAAGAAUAAAUGAAACAUAUCCAAAAGAAUUGAAGCCACAGCUACCUUCUUUUAGGAAAGAGGUAGCUGCAAUACUUUGUAAGCAUCUCAGGGAAGAUAUAACAAAGAAAAGUGUUGGUCGUCCAAGAGCUUCGCCAUCUCCUCAAGUUGUUAAGAAAUUACCCAAAAAAACGUAUUUACCAACUGAUGACACAAGGUUGGAUGCAUUUGAUCAUUGGCCUGAGUGGCUUGAUCGUUCCGGUCUCCUUGGUCCUGACGGUCCUGUCAUAGUUCAGGCAAAAAUUUUACUCCAGCAGCUAUGA